AUGGACGGAGGGGGCUCCUUCGGCUGCCUUCUUCCCCAGCAGGUACCUCGCCGGACCCAGCUUUCUCCCCCUACCUCCCACAUCCCCCGACCCCGGGUGAAAAUCCGCAGCGGUCGAUGGCUUCCAUAAUCUACUAGCAAAAUGAUGUAUCUUCUUUAUGACCGCUUUUGGGCCUGGGUUCUUCUUAUGAGCACAUUACCUGGAAAAAGCUAUGGACAAACUUCCUUACAAGAUGAAAUUAGGGACAAUACAACAAUAUUCACUCGAAUUCUGGACCGUUUACUUGAUGGUUAUGAUAACCGCCUGAGACCAGGAUUGGGAGAGCGUGUAACUGCAGUGAAGACUGACAUCUUUGUUACCAGCUUUGGUCCUGUUUCAGAUCAUGAUAUGGAAUACACAAUAGAUGUAUUUUUCCGACAAAGCUGGAGGGAUGAAAGACUGAAGUUCAAAGGACCCAUGCAAGUACUUCGACUGAAUAAUUUAAUGGCUAGCAAAAUAUGGACACCAGAUACAUUUUUCCACAAUGGAAAGAAAUCGGUAGCUCACAACAUGACUAUGCCUAACAAACUUUUGCGGAUUACAGAAGAUGGGACACUGCUUUACACAAUGAGACUCACAGUGAGAGCAGAAUGCCCAAUGCAUUUAGAAGACUUUCCCAUGGAUGCACAUGCUUGCCCAUUGAAAUUUGGAAGCUAUGCUUACACAAAAUCAGAGGUGAUGUAUGAAUGGACACGGGAACCUGCACGUUCUGUUGUAGUUGCUGAAGAUGGCUCCCGGCUAAACCAAUACGAUCUCAUGGGACAAACUGUGGAUUCUGGAAUUGUGCAAUCCAGUACAGGAGAAUAUGUUGUGAUGACCACCCAUUUCCAUUUGAAGAGAAAAAUCGGGUACUUUGUCAUUCAAACAUACCUGCCAUGCAUAAUGACAGUAAUUCUAUCCCAGGUAUCCUUCUGGCUUAACAGAGAAUCAGUUCCAGCAAGAACUGUGUUUGGGGUGACAACUGUGCUAACAAUGACCACCUUGAGCAUCAGUGCACGGAAUUCUCUUCCCAAGGUAGCUUAUGCUACAGCUAUGGAUUGGUUCAUAGCUGUGUGCUAUGCAUUUGUCUUCUCAGCUCUGAUCGAAUUUGCCACAGUGAACUACUUUACAAAGAGAGGUUAUGCAUGGGAUGGCAAGAGUGUAGUUCCUGAAAAGCCAAAGAAAGUAAAGGACCCUCUCAUUAUGAAAAACAACUCAUUCACCGCACCAGCACCAGCAACAAGCUUUACCCCAAAUAUUGCAAGGGACCCUGGGCUAGCUACCAUUGCUAAAAGUGCAACGAUAGAGCCCAAAGAAGUGAAAGCUGAAACAAAGCCACCUGAACCCAAGAAAACUUUUAACAGUGUCAGCAAAAUCGAUCGACUAUCAAGAAUAGCGUUUCCACUGCUCUUUGGGAUUUUUAACUUAGUGUAUUGGGCUACCUACUUAAAUAGAGAGCCCCAGCUUAAGGACCAAAACCCGCCACACUAGCCCCAUCAUCCAUAAGAGUUGCCCAUCUGUUUUGCACUGGGAAUUGCUUUUUGGUUCUAAACACACAGCAGUUCUCAUUUGCUUCAUUGCCUCUGUCUUAAAGAAAUUGAGAUUUCCUUAUUUUAUAAAGCAAAAGUAUAUUAUAUAUAUACAUAUAUAUAAUAGAAAAGAUAUUAACUCUGUAUUCUAGGGCUGUAAUAAUGUGACGUAGACACCAGAUUCUGAACCGGGACUCUGAACAAGCGAGGGAAAUGUAAGAAAUCCAAAUCACUUGUCGAUAGCCUAUUGCUGGAUGUUCCCAGAAGCGAUGUUGUACAUGGCAGAACAGAAAUAUUUUUAUGCAAAAUGAUAGAGGGUAAAACCGUCUUUAUAUAUGUUCAUGUUGCACAUAAGGUCUUCUAGUUUCCAUUUUUGGAGUGCUGCUUAUUUGAAUUCUUUUAUAGGAGAUGCGUCUAUCCAAAGUGCUGGAUUCCAGAAAAUAUAGUAUUUUUCCUAGAUUUCCUAUUUGCUGAACUUCCCAACCACCAGUUUUAAAGCAAAUUGAUGUUCAUAUUUACAUACAAAAAAGUCUGUUUCCUAAUGGUAGAUAUUCUCACAGAAUAGCACACCGAUUCAUAUAAUGAAUGCUUUAAUACGCUCUCUCACU
Messenger RNA from Candoia aspera, 2155 nucleotides. RefSeq names its product gamma-aminobutyric acid receptor subunit alpha-1-like. Gene Ontology annotation, biological process: gamma-aminobutyric acid signaling pathway; signal transduction; synaptic transmission, GABAergic. Gene Ontology annotation, cellular component: postsynapse; plasma membrane; synapse. The record is from RefSeq and is a predicted model, not a curated record. NCBI's taxonomy places the organism in Eukaryota, Metazoa, Chordata, Lepidosauria, Squamata, Candoiidae. The transcript is spliced from 10 exons. Gene Ontology annotation, molecular function: inhibitory extracellular ligand-gated monoatomic ion channel activity; benzodiazepine receptor activity; GABA-A receptor activity.